Messenger RNA from Toxoplasma gondii ME49, 1564 nucleotides. RefSeq names its product Toxoplasma gondii family A protein. NCBI's taxonomy places the organism in Eukaryota, Apicomplexa, Conoidasida, Eucoccidiorida, Sarcocystidae. The record is from RefSeq and is a predicted model, not a curated record. The transcript has a single exon. Bases 1 to 1302 code for a protein of 433 amino acids.
AUGGCGUGCCAGGCACUGCGUGCCGCGUUGCUGGCCUUCCUUGUGGCCAUCACAGUGCCCGGCGCCCCAUCUGAGGCCAGUGGAUCAGAAACUGAACCAGACUUCAUUGUUACCAUUCGCUCGAAUGGCGUGCAGGAAAAUACUCAGCAAGUGUUUUCGCUCCGACCUUCCGCAACUCUCCGCGUGGUUGACGAGAGCGCCAAAGCCUUCUUUCUGCCGCAGUCGGCAACUGCCGACCAAGAUUCGGCGCCAGGCUACAAUUUUGCUUAUGUAUUUGAGAAUGGUCGCUGCAACUUUGAAAGAACUGUCGCAUACAAGGAUGCUUUCCCGGGACACUCCCAGCCCUUGUGGGUUCGAUCCGCAUCUCACGAGAACGCCGGUGGAAUCGUGCCUGAGGACGGUAUUCCGGUCUACACAUUUACGAACCCUCCUGCGGAGCAUUUGAAUGGUGGAGUCAGUUUCUGUGUGAGGUUCACGACAGACUCCGCAGCGACAUCCACAACGACCAAGUCACCGACAGGAGCAGUGGAAUCCACGACAAGGCCCUCAGACUUCACUGAAGGCUCGUCAAGUGGCCCCACUGUCAGCAGCGGCUCAACAUCUCAAUCCAGUGGCGAUGAAGGCACAUUGCCUGGCGCCGGUGCAGAAGGAGGCACCAGUGGUGACUCCUCUGAAAAUACAGACGAUGAGGCACGUCCCCAGGUACCACAGCCGCCCGCCAGUGUUCCUCCGUCACAGCCGCCGAAUACCAACGAAGAAGAAGAAGACAAAGAUGCUGGCAGUGGAAAAGCACAUGAAGAUGGACCCGGUGUAGAAGGACCUAACAAAGGUGACGCCGGAAACGGUUCAGCUGAUUCUGGACCAUCGGGGGUGGUGCCUGAUCAAGACGAGACACAGCCUCAAUUAGAGCCGUCAGGGACGGGCAACGAUCUUCCCGCGGCAGAUUCCUCGAGUGCCCUUCCUCAACAAUCUCAAGACCCACAACACAUCGCUAACAACAAAGAACCUGCCCUGUCAGACAGCACAGACCUUGCUGGAUCUGAAGCACCACACCAUUCUGCCGAAACUCCAGCGUCGACAACGUCGCAAGGCGCAGUCACAGGGAGUGCUGGAAAUGAUGGUGUUGCUGAGGGCAACGCAAGGUUGAGGCGGCUGUCGGACACAGAAACAUCAUCAGUAAAGUAUUUGACGAUCAUUGUGCACUCUGCUGCUGUGGGCUCAUCUGCUGGCACUCUGACGCUCUCAGCUGCUUUGCUGUCUAUAACGGCAACCGUCUGUUUGGCAUUUGAUUAUGGGAUUUAAUAAGCUGCAGUCGACUUGAAGAAUUACACAUUGGCACGCCCAACAGUUUAUGCGGCCACUAUCACAUUUCACUGAAGGGCGCCAGGCGUGCUUCGUAUAUCCACCACGUAAGAUGUGGCCUGAGUCCGUCAUCUAGUAUCCUUUGUCAGCGCUACUUCCCGAGGUGUCAACUUUCGCUGGCGGAUCCGAACAACUACAUUCGUUUUGGGCGCGCGUAAAAUAACUGAUUUGAUGUCAACUCAUAAUUGAGUGAUUGACUCUU